Williopsis jadinii is the source of this 1216-nucleotide messenger RNA. RefSeq names its product hexaprenyldihydroxybenzoate methyltransferase (gene COQ3). Gene Ontology annotation, biological process: ubiquinone biosynthetic process. Bases 43 to 951 code for a protein of 302 amino acids. The record is from RefSeq and is a predicted model, not a curated record. NCBI's taxonomy places the organism in Eukaryota, Fungi, Ascomycota, Saccharomycetes, Phaffomycetales, Wickerhamomycetaceae. The transcript has a single exon. Gene Ontology annotation, molecular function: 2-methoxy-6-polyprenyl-1,4-benzoquinol methyltransferase activity.
CACUGAAAGGACAUAAACAACAACAAACUAACGAGCUCAGAGAUGAUCAUCACACGGCCAAUUAGGGUUGGAUGUAGUGGCAUAGCACGCUUAGUGAGUGCAAAGAGGCUCCACUCGCACCUGACAUCCUCUUCCAGCGACGAGCUGUCCCAUUUCAACGAGCUGGCCAAGACAUGGUGGGACGUGUCAGGGCCUCAGAGGAUCCUACACAAGAUGAACCUGUUACGUAUGGACUUUAUCCAAGAGAUGCUUCGCUCGUACGUCCCCAUUCCGCCGGAGACGGACAUCUACGUUCCUGGGUACUCGCUGGACCUGCUCCCUAGCGAGAUCUCUCAACAGAUUGUCCAUGAACAGGAGACGUAUAGAGACGAACAGCUGAAGCAAGCGAACCUUAGAGCUCUCGACAUUGGAUGUGGUGGCGGCAUCUUGACCGAGUCACUCGCGAGAUUGAACUACAUCAAGUCAGUUGUGGGUGUUGAUCUCAGUCCUGGUGUGCUGGAGGCUGCGUCUUUCCACAAGUUGUUAGACCCAAUCACCGAGCGCAAGAUUACAUACGAGCUCAAGCCAGUGGACCAGGUCCAGGAAAAGUACGAUGUUGUUACUAUGAUGGAGAUGCUAGAGCACGUUGAUUACCCGGCAGAAGUGCUGAUACAGGCACUUGACAAGGUUGAAGUUGGCGGAUGGUUAUUCCUCAGCACUAUCAACAGGGAUUUGAUUUCCUAUUUUACAACGAUUCUCGUUGCUGAACACCUGAUUGGGAUCGUCCCAAAGGGGACACAUUCGUUUGAUAAGUACAUCAACUCUAAGGAGCUCGUUGAUUGGAUUGGUAAGCGUCCGGGCUUUGAAGUUGUAUCUGUAAGAGGGUGCAUGUACGUCCCCUUCAAAGGCUGGGUAUUCUGUGGUGACGGAACCACAGGCAACUACUUAGCAGCUGUCAGAAGACUUUCCUGAGUUCACAAUGGAGAUAUCUCAUGUACAUAAGAAUACUACCAUACCAUCGUCAUUACUAUAGAUUGGUGAAACAAUACACAGUGCCCUUCUUUCUUCAAACAGCAGCCUCUUUGGCCUUUUCUUCACCAACAGGUUCGUCAAUGAACUUGGGCACUUCACUGAGAUAACUUGGGGUCUCAUUCUCGCCGAUGUCGUUGGCUUCAUCCUCCAUGUCUAUAGCCAAUGCAUCGAGCUCUGCGUCCAACUCAGAAUCGCUAAUCGCAUC